This is a messenger RNA of Striga hermonthica, 460 nucleotides long. Lineage: Eukaryota; Viridiplantae; Streptophyta; Magnoliopsida; Lamiales; Orobanchaceae. The record is from the annotation of a GenBank genome assembly.
AUGGAGGAGCAAUUUAUACUGCGAGUGCCCCCAGCAGUGGCCGAAAGAAUAGAGCGUCUCUUGAAUGGUGAUUCUUCUUCUUCUGAAGACAGAUCCUUGGACUUGUCAUUUUCUGAUGAUGGAAGGACUGGAACAUUUGUUAUCGGGAAUGACAGUUUCUCCGCAUCCCUCUUGGAUCUUCCCACUGUUGUGGAAUCUUACAAAACAUACGACGAUAAUGUGUUGAUAAAAUCUGCAGAUAUUGGUCAGAUGAUAAUGGUGAAAGAGGACAAUGUCCCAGAAACAGCAGAGUACAAGCAUGGUCUUACUCCACCAAUGAGGGAUGCUCAAAGGCGAAGAUUUCGGCGGGAGCCUGGUUUGAAUCCGGAGGUUGUCCAUCUUGUUGAGAAAGAUAUGCAAAACAUCAUGGCUGGUGGAACAGCUGAGAAUAUUGAUAUCCUUUUAAUUUGUUACUCUUCAU